Messenger RNA from Punica granatum (pomegranate), 2207 nucleotides. The record is from RefSeq and is a predicted model, not a curated record. NCBI's taxonomy places the organism in Eukaryota, Viridiplantae, Streptophyta, Magnoliopsida, Myrtales, Lythraceae.
GUUAUGUUUGGGGCUGGGGGGGAAACGAAAGAAACAAAGGGUGAGAGAGAGAGAGAGAGAAUAAUAGACAGACGAGAAUGAGAGCCCGCCAUUGACGACCUUCUCGAGCUUCGUCAAGCUCAUCCGUGCUUCUCUUUUCUAUCUCAUGAGCUUCUAAUUGAUUCUCUAGCUCCUCGUCAUUGACGAUUUGGUGUUCCUCUUGCUUAUUCUUGCUAGUUUGGAUUCGUUAUGAUGUCGAGGAGCUCGCGGAUGACAGAGGCAUCGAAUGGGGAAAAGCUUCGCUGCAUCGAAUGAGGUUACGAGAUAGCUUAGAUAAGCUUCUAGCUGCACAUGAGAACUUUUUAGAUAUCAGGGAUCAGCUUGGAGGACUAUGUGGGGACUUUAGUUAUUUAAUAUGUAUUCUUUUUGUAUAGAAUGUAUUUGAAUAUAUUACGAUCUAAAAUUUUUAUUUAGUUGGUUUAGUGAUAUGACUCUCUUAUAAUAUAUAUAUAUAUAUGUGUGUGUGUGUGUGAGAGAGAGAGAGAGAGAGAGAGAGAGAGCUUGCUGGAUUGGUUAUAUGUUUUUGGGAGUUAUGGAAAACAGAUUUUUAUGUGAAUAAUUCAUGUGAUAAUGGAUAUCGAGAAAAUAUAGGGGAAAUUCUGCUGAAAUUUCGGGUCGUGACAUAAUUAAGACUAAUUAGACCUAAUCAAGCAAGAUCUCUAAUAAUAGGAAGUCAAACGCACCUAAUGAGGCCUAAUCGAACAACAAAUCAUCAAAUUAGCUCCCUUAAGCUUAACUUAUAGAAAAUUAUAGAAUAUUACAAAGCCCAAUUUUAUGCUAAUUUCACCUAAUUAAACUAAUUCAAGCCUAAUUACUCAUAGCCAAGUUCGCGAUUAAGCCGAUUACACAUGAUUUUAAGCCUAAUUAGACCCAAUAGAACUUAAUCACCACAUAUACAAGCUAAUUAAAGCUAAUUCCACGUAACUUCUCUCCCCUAGUUGAGAGCUUCUCUCUCUAAACCUUCCCUUUGUUGGAAGCUUGUUCUUCUUCUCCACCUUCCUCUUCCCCUUCUCUGCUACAUUCCUCAUUCUAGCAAGACCGCCUGAUCAAAGAAUCAUCAACAACUCCCAACUAAACAAGAUCUCCAAAUGGCCACUACACUAAAUACUUCCAACUACCUCGCCCGUCAUCAAUCUCCUAUGCUUUCAGCUCAACCAUUUCCCCACGAAAACAACUCUCAAUCAACUUAGCAAUUACUGCUACCAACUGCAUCAACCAUUUUCAUCACCGACUUCCAACUGAAAAUGACAGUCUCAACUGCAUCACAUUCAUUCCAUUCCCUAACAUUCCUUACCUACAUUUACUAUCGAUAUUCAUUUUCCUCUCCAUCUCAGAAGAAACCCCACCAAAAUCGCUCCGAAACCACUUACAGCACCAACCUGCCCCCUCCCCAAAAUCCUACCUGCAAACACAAGCCAUCCUACCAUCUCCAAUGGAUCCCACAGAUCUCGACAGCUCUCUUACUGAAAUGUUCAACACAAGCAUGACUUGGAGUCACAAUCAAGCUGUCCUGGAACUUCCAAUAAAUGAAGAAGUACUGCAAGACACUAUCCCUCUGACUCUCCUCAUCAAGCCUUUCGGCUUCAAGCCUCCACCUCCAAAGGCCAUCAUUCCCCGUCUUCUGCAAGCCUGGAACACAAAAAAAGGGGUUAUUAUUGCUCCGAAAAAAUAUGCAGAAGAUCUCUUAAUCUGCCUUUUCAAGGAUAAAAGGGAUAUAAAAUCUGUUGAGCGAGAGCGUGCCUGGUCAGCACAAGGUGCUCAUCUGAUGAUCUCUCGCUGGGAUAGAGGCCUUUCACUGGAAGAAGUCAAAUUUGACAGCGUUUCUUUCUGGAUUCAAAUCAUAGGAAUUCCGCCGGAACUUCUCUCCGCAGGCAACAUCACCAAUCUUGCAAUGCGAGCAGACAGGGUAGUUGAAAUUGGCUGGAAAGACUCUCCAUCCCUACCUAAGUGGUACAUUACCCCGAAAGCCCUGGUGAGAGUCCCAGUCACAAAACCCAUAUGUCCUGGAAGCUUCAUCAAUAGGAAAUCAGGACCUGCAACUUGAGUCUUCUUCAAGUACGAAUUCCUAAAAACCUUAUGCUAUGAUUGUGGAAUCUUAGGACAUUGUCAGCACCUAAUUUCGGUCCUUCGGCUCCGAGGGGGGCAAAAUUGUCAUUUCCUAAUUUAUC